This is a messenger RNA of Carassius auratus (goldfish), 1002 nucleotides long. RefSeq names its product tumor necrosis factor receptor superfamily member 14-like. The transcript has 7 exons. Lineage: Eukaryota; Metazoa; Chordata; Actinopteri; Cypriniformes; Cyprinidae. Gene Ontology annotation, molecular function: protein binding. Bases 147 to 851 code for a protein of 234 amino acids. Gene Ontology annotation, biological process: positive regulation of cytokine production involved in immune response; negative regulation of alpha-beta T cell proliferation; positive regulation of peptidyl-tyrosine phosphorylation. The record is from RefSeq and is a predicted model, not a curated record. Gene Ontology annotation, cellular component: external side of plasma membrane.
AGAUACGUUACGUGUGUGAGGCAUUUAUUGAAAGAUCUGGGAGCUUUACCUGCAAACCCACGUGAGAUUGCUGUGUGAUUCAUCUGGUCUAUGAAACAAGAAAAUGACAAAAUGACCAUCUCUGCAGAUGAUUUUAGUUUCCAAAUAUGUCUAUAUUCUAUACUCAAUCCACAUUCCUUCCUCUCCUCUCCGUGAACAUUGUGCUUUGUGUGGCAGCUUGUAAUAAUGCAGAAUAUGAAAUUAAUGGACGGUGUUGCCCAAAGUGUGAUCCAGGAAAGCGAGUUCAUAAACACUGUGAUGAGUUCAGCACCACAACAUGUGAAUCAUGUCCCAUCUUUACUUACUCUGAUAUUCCUAAUGGAUUUAUAGAGUGCCUGCCCUGUUCUGUGUGUGAUACGAGUGAUGGACUGAGAGAAAAGCAGGCAUGUACAGUAACAUCAGACACAGUGUGUGGACCUCUUCCUGGUUAUUACUGUAUAGACUCGCUCUAUAACUGUAAAAGAGCCAAGAAACAUUCAUCCUGCUCACCUGGACAAUACAUCAAGCAAACCGGAACAGAGUUCAGAGAUACAGUGUGUGAUCACUGUCCUGCUGGUUCAUAUUCAGAUGGGACACUCUGCAUAUUGCAUACAGACUGUGAAUCUCUUCACAAGACAACAAUCAGAGAAGGAACAGAUACGACUGAUGCUGAGUGCAGAGAUAGAGCAUCUUUACUGACAGUGACUCUGUAUGUGUGUGGAGUGUGUUUACUGAUAUUAACUGUCAUAACUGUAAUUAUUGUAUGGAGGAAAAAAAAGACAAAAAGAGGAUUAAAUCAAGUUCCAACAAAGAAGUGUACUGAACCCUCCUAAAGAGGAAAGAGGACUGAUGCAUCUACAAAGUCUAACUUUGAGAAUUGAGUUCACACAAAGACCUUUAACAGACUCGGAGAUCUCAAACUGGAGUAAUGUACUCUUCUCUACACUGAGAGGAUCUGAAGGACUGCGAUUGGGAAGAGACUCA